This is a messenger RNA of Mytilus trossulus (common blue mussel), 3142 nucleotides long. RefSeq lists its product as uncharacterized. The transcript is spliced from 12 exons. Lineage: Eukaryota; Metazoa; Mollusca; Bivalvia; Mytilida; Mytilidae. The record is from RefSeq and is a predicted model, not a curated record. Gene Ontology annotation, biological process: signal transduction. Bases 101 to 2227 code for a protein of 708 amino acids.
UAAUUAUAUGAAGCGUCAUUGGAUACAAACAAGGAAGUAAUUUAAAUCAAUAUGCGACUGACAAUUUAAACAACUAAAUAUCAUAUGGACAUUUUCCCAUAUGGGUGCUGCAUGUAGCUCAGAGCCAGAGUAUAAGCAGAUUCCUAAUUCAGCUGUAAAAGAACCUCUCCACCCAUCAGAUUUACAUCCAAAUCCUGCAAAAGUAGUGCAAAAACCUCAUGUAGAAAAGAAAGUAGAAUUUAACCAAGAUACAAAGAUAGAUACACCAUCAAAAAUGUCUACUUUAAGUCCUGGUAAAGCUCCUCCUAAAAGGACAAUUUCUGUUCUGAAACAGAUGGGAGACGAUGAGCGAAUGAAGAGAAAUCCUGAAAUAAAACAAUUCUUGACAGAUUUCAUCAAUGUUCGUGUUUAUAUAGAAAAUCUUCUAAAAAAAGCUGAGUGUGAUGAGUAUGAAGAAUUACAUAAGAUGUUAACAGACAAAAUCAUUGAACCAUUCAAUAAACAGACCAAAGAUGAGGGACGAUUGUUGAUGGGGGAUCAUCUAGCUAAAAUUAGUUUUGUGAAGCCAGUUGUAGAUUUAUACAAUAGAAUACUAGAGGAGCAUGAUAUCCAUGAAGGUAUUUCUCCAAGCCUAGAUGAUGAUGAUAGUGAGCAACCAUAUUAUAUAGCUAUCGUAGAUAUCAGAUCAAUACUCUGGAACUUCUCUGAUACCAGUAAAGACUUUGGAAUGUCCAUUGCUCAAGAUACAGAUUUCUUUCAGUCUAUUGUGAAGGACUUGCAAAUUACUUUUAAAGAAGGACUGGAAAAUUUGACAGCAGGUGAAUUUUCCUUCAAUUCAGCUGUUGCCAUAACAACAAACUGUGGACGAGCUGGAGUACAAAAGUCAUCUUUCAAUGUAGAGGUCAAAAAGGACAACUCUGAUCCAGUUUCUGUCCACAUGGUGGAUGUUCUUACUCCUUUUCUCAAGUCAAAAGAACAAUUUGUGAAAUUAACAACCUUGUUGGCAUUGUCUUACAUGGUAAAUGAAGAUCAGAAUAGGUUUUUAACUGCAGACCUGUCGUUGUUUGAUUUCCUGCUUGAGAUGAUCAAACUAGCCAUGAAAGACAAGGACAGACGUUACUCUGGUUUCAGUGUUCAUGAACUAAUUGAAGGACUUGCUGGUCUAGCCAAAAAUGAUGAGAAUAAAUUAAAGAUAAUGGAAAAGAAAGAUACAUAUCCUCUACUGAAGAAAUCCAUUAUGCAGAAUAAAGCUGAGCAAGAACAGCUAGCAGCAGUCAGGGCUGUAUGGGAGUUAUCCUUCGUUGAAAAGAACAAAAAGAUUUUAGCUAAAGAUAAAGAUCUGAUGUCAAGGUUAGAGAGUUUACAAAAGCAUGACAAUCAAGAUAUAGCUAACUCAGCAGGGAGAGCAUUGUUUGUUAUCAAUCCUGACAAUGAGAAAAAUCUGAUGAAGUCGGUAGCUGAUUCUCACUCUAAGCUGGAACACCCUGAACAAGAACAUAUCAUGAUAAGUUACCAGUGGAGUAACCAGAAAACUAUACUUCAGAUAAAGGAUAAAUUAAGACAAAACAAUUUCCCAGUAUGGAUAGAUGUAGAUUUCAUGGAAGGAUCUAUGCUUCAGAUGAUGGCUUCAGCUAUAGAAAAGGCAUCAGUGGUGUUAAUUUGUUAUUCAGAAAAAUACAAGGACAGUAAAAACUGCAGAACAGAGGCAGAGUAUGCUUUUGCCCGAGACAAAAUGAUAAUUCCUGUCUUAUUACAAAACCGAUACAGACCUGAUGGCUGGCUGGGUAUUCUUAUUGGAUCGAAGAAAUUCUAUGAUUUUAGUGGCAAAUAUGAUUUUGAGAAAAAGUUUCAGGAAUUGAAAGGUGAAUUAGAAGGCCAGUUGUUACAAAAGAAAAGACAGCCUGCAAUGAUGAAGGAUUUAGUGAAUCAAGCUGUUAAUAGUGAACAUGCAGAUGUGGAGAAAGAAAUUGGUGUAUUAAGUUGGACAAAACAGGACUUACAAAACUGGUUAAAACAAAAUCAAUUAGAAUCGUUUUCUGGCCUUCAUUCGCUGACCGGUGAACAAAUUGGAUUCUUGUACAAAUUAUUUAGAAGGGCUCCAGAUUUUUUCUACAAAUGUUUGGAAGAAAAACUUGGAUUGAAGUCUUUAGAAGAUCUGAUGAAAUUUGACAAAGCUUUAGAAAAACUAAGCAGAGAUCAUCCAGAUAUUAACCAACUUCUUUUAUGAUGAAAUGAAACGAAUAAUCAACAGCUGCUGUUUCAUUCUAAAAGGGACAUUUACUACUUUUGAGCACUUACUAAAGAAGGACAGAGUUAGGCUUUUAAGCCACUGGUUUAUCUUCAGUAAUUGGCUUAUCCAUGACAAUGUAUAACUGCGCAAACACAAGUUGCCAUUGAUUUAAGUUUUGUCUUUCUUGAGUAAAUCUACGAUGAUAUUGUCUUUCUGUAUUGGUGUUAUCAAUCUGUAUGGACUCUGUAAUGUUUUUUUUUAUGUUUUAUGCAAGUUUAUAUUUUUACUAGACACAGGCUGUUAACAAUCCUUAACCAAUCAAAAUUAAUUAGAAGUGUUACAAUUCACCCAAAAUGCACUGAAUUACAAUAAUUAUAAUCAAAUGUACAUACAGGAAUUAAAUAUGUCUUGAUAUAAAAAACAACCAAAUAGCUGCUAUCAUUUCUUGUGUGAAAAAAGUUCAAAGAAAAGAAAAUCACAUAUCUGUAAAUCAAAUCAAAUAAUUUUAUUGGUGUAAAUUCCUAUACAGAAAUGAUACCAGCCGACAUUUACAAAAUACAGAUACAAAUACAAAAAUAAACAAACAAACAGACAAAAGCAAAAAAAAAAAAAAAAACAUAUUUUCUCAAUGAUAAGAGAUACAUAUUUUAUAUUUACAUUGCGUGGAGGUGUUAUUCAUACAAAAUUAUUAAUUCAAGCUAUUAACAAUUAGCUUUAAUACUAUAAAAGUUCUUAACAACAUUAUGUUUGCUUUAAAUGAAUGUUCAAAUCAUACAUAUCGCUUAUUCCAGCUACACUUACAGUACUAAUGUCUGUAUCAUUACUUUUCAAAAUGAAACUAAACUUAUCUUGUUCACACAUAUUAGCAAAAGAUGGAACUAUAUCUGUAUCUUCACUCCUUUGAUGUUUAUA